This is a messenger RNA of Plasmodium gonderi, 4347 nucleotides long. RefSeq lists its product as hypothetical. The transcript has a single exon. Gene Ontology annotation, cellular component: nucleus. The coding region runs from base 1 to 4347 and encodes 1448 amino acids. The record is from RefSeq and is a predicted model, not a curated record. Gene Ontology annotation, molecular function: ATP hydrolysis activity. NCBI's taxonomy places the organism in Eukaryota, Apicomplexa, Aconoidasida, Haemosporida, Plasmodiidae.
AUGUCAUUUGAAAAUAACUUAAAAAAAGGAAAAAAAAAAAAGAAAAUAUCAUUCAGGGAUGAAGAGAUUGAUGGGGAUCUUAUUGGAAUUGCCAGUUUAUUCGAGGUCUCAGGGGAGGAUGAUGACGCUGGCCAUUCUGACGAAAACGAUGAUGUCGCUGAUGAAGUAGAGGACAAGGAAGAAGAUGCAGAAGAAGACGAUGAAGUAGACGAUGAAGAUGAUGGGGACGAAGACGAUGAAGGUGAUGAGGACGAAGACGAUGAAGAUGAUGAGGACGAAGACGAUGAAGGUGAUGAGGACGAAGACGAUGAAGAUGAUGAGGACAAAGACGAUGAAGAUGAUGAGGACGAAGACGAUGAAGAAGAAGAAGAAGAUGAUAAUGCUGAGGAAGCAGACGACAAUGUAGAGGAAGAAGAAUAUACCCCCUGGAGAGAAGCCAACAGUAUGGAAGUAAGGGAGGAAAUCCGUAUGAGGCACGCAGAAAAAUAUAGACAAAUGGGAGAAAGUGAAAAACAUAACACGGUCAUAGGAAAGAAGAAGAAAAGUGAAGAGGAAAAUAAAAAUAAUACAAAUGACGAUAUGUAUAAGGAUAGGAGUAAUAGUAGCUCUUACACCACCGACAGUAGCAGGUGCUUCCUUAGCAAGGAUUUCAUAAAAAAUGUAGGCCUGAUGUACAAUGUUAUUGAUAGUAAAAUAACAUUCGAAAGUGAUUCUAGCUUUGAGAAGAUAUCGAACAUAAUCGAAUUACGUGUUAGACAAAUAAUUGAAGAAGCAAAUAAAUUUUAUGAGAAAAGAAAAAGAUUUUCCAUAAACAAAUACAUGAGCCUUAAUGACAUUACGAACUCAUGCCAUUAUUUAAAUGUAACAAUUCCAUAUAAAUACAGAACUAUCCUACGAGAUAAUUUUAAUUCAUUAAAUGAAAGUUUUAAAAAUAACAAAGUUAUGUAUAAACUAGUAUCAAAGAAAGAUUUUAAAAAUGUUCAUAAUAAAAUAAAGAAAAAUAAAAAAAUAAAAAAAGCAUAUUUGCAGAAAUAUAAGAAAAAGAAAAGACACAAUUUUUUCAGCUUAAGUGCAACGGAGAUAUUCAAAGAGUUUCAAAAUCAAGAAAAUCAAAAAAGAAAUUGUUAUAGAGAAUUCAUGGAUAGGAAAAAAAAAAAAAAGAAAAAAAAAAAAAGUCUCAACAGGGGUCGAAAUGAGUAUCAAAAUGGAGAUAUUAUGUUUAAGGUAAAGAAGAAGAUUAAAGGUGAAUGUAAGUACAAAGUUUAUGAUGAAAGGAAAAAAACAAAAAUUGUCAAAAGGGAUGAUAAAAUCAUUUCAAAUUAUGAAUGUAACGAGAAGAAACAUAAAGAAGGAGAAGAAACUUUGAGCAUCGAGUUAGAUGAUGACUUGCCCUGUAGGCAAAAAUCAAGUGAAGAGUACCAUCAGCAGCUUGAAAAUGUUGCAAAGGUAUCACAGAAUAUCUUCGAUGGUCCCUUAAAUAAAGGAAACUAUGAUAUUGAUGUUUUCACAGAAAAGGAAGAAAUCAAUUUUUGUGAAAAUGAGGAAAUGGAAAAGAAAUCUCCCAACGGAGGAGAAGCUGAGAAUUACACAAAUCAAUUUGUUUUAAAUUUGAGCAACGGACAACCUAUUCCAGAAAAUGUGCUGGAUCAACAAAAAUCUCAGUUGCUUGUGAAUUAUGAAAGUGAUAUAAAUGGUAGUGGCCAUAAUACAGAUCAUGAUUAUGAGGAUCAUGUUGGCCGUAACCAUGACGAUGACCACGAUGAAAGUGUGAAUGAUCUGAUUAGUGAAAUUGCACGAAGCGUCGAAAGGGAAAUGGCAGAUGUUAAGGUUCCAGAGGAAAUGAACAGAGAAAAACUGCACGAGGGAGGGGAGAAGCACGAGGGAGAGGAGAAGCACGAGGGAGAGGAGAAGCACGAGGGAGAGGAGAAGCACGAGGGAGGGGAGAAGCACGAGGGAGAGGAGAAGCACGAGGGAGGGGAGAAGCACGAGGGAGAGGAGAAGCACGAGGGAGAGGAGAAGCACGAGGGAGAGGAGAAGCACGAGGGAGGGGAGAAGCACGAGGGAGUAGAAAAGCUCGAGGGAGUGGAAAAGGACGAGGGAGUAGAAAAGCGCGAGGGAGUAGAAAAGGAUGAGGGAGAAAAGCUUCUCGAUGAGCCAGAUAGUAGAAACCCAACCAUUCAGAAAAGGGAAGAGGAAGAUGCCAUCAAUUACAAACAUGAGAGAAUAGACAAAGAAGAGGAAGAGAUGACAUUUAUGAGAAAUGAGGAUGAAAAUAAUCUAUUACAGCACAAUUUGUACAUGCAGAAAAGUGAAAAAAAGAAAAAAAAUAUUUUAACUUUUCUGUUAAGUGAUAUGCAAAAUAAGCUCCCAUUGGAGACAAAUUUGACAAUUUUUUGGUUAUUUAUACAAAAUCGAUAUAAUAAAAAGAAAAAAAAAAAGAAAAAAAUAGGACAAGGAGAUGGUUGUGUUGAGGAGGAUUAUUAUUACCCAUACGAUGAUGGGGAUAAUAAUCAAAAAGGAAAAGGUGCAUCUAUAAAUUUCGAUUACCAGUGCCACGAGAUUUUGUAUAGAAUAGACAAGAGGAGGGGGAUGAAGGGCUUCCAUUACUACUAUCGUUUGGGUAAAGGAGGAGAAACAGAUCAUAGGAGGAUCCAUUACAAUAAUCACAAUCACAAUACGUAUGAACAGCACGAGAGUCAGUACAACAUUGUGGAAAACCCUCAAUUUGAUAACAUAUUUCUGCUUCCCAAAUUUUACCCAAUUAAUAAAGAAUACGCGAUAUUGUCAAAAUAUUUAUUAGAAAUAAUAAAAGACAUAAUUAACUACCGAGUAAAUUUUUUUGAUUACAAUAAUAUAUUACACAUCUUCACAACUUCUAAAGAAAUUAAUAAAGUUUUACCAAAUAUAUUUUUUUUUCUUUUUAACGAAUUAGAACAUAAUUUAGCAUUCAAUAAUAUGUAUGCAUCACUAAUGUUGUUAAUAUUAUUAGAUGGGAUAAUUCGAAAUAAAAAUAUUGAUAUAGAUUUUUAUUGUUUGCAAAUAUUAAAAAUGUUAAUUCAUGUUAUUAUAUAUGAACAUGAAUUAAAGUUAAAAAAUAUUUAUCUCAUCUUAUUAUUAAAAAGAAAAGCAUGUAAUAUUAUUACUGAUUUUUGUUCAAUUUUGAGAAAAAAAAAUAAUAAUGAAAUUAUUAAUAUAGAUUAUUAUUUAAUAUACAUUUUGAGUAAAUUAUUAACUCAUAACAAAUGUACAUAUAUUCAUAUAUAUGUAUCGUAUUAUUUGAUGUAUUUAAUGCCUAUAAAUAUUCACAUCAAAUUCUUUUUAGCAUAUACCCCGAACUUUUUGCAUAUAUUCUUUAGAAAAUAUUUUUACCAUCAGAAUAUGUAUUACAGAGCCAAUUCGAGAUUGUCGUCACUAUCAUGCGAACAAGCUGAAUUAAACGAACUAUUUUUAUUUUUUUUCUUUCACAUUUAUACACUUAUACAAGGAUCGCUGUAUAUAAUUUUUAAAAAUAUGAAUAACCUGCUUACAUUAAAUAAUCCCACUACUUGCAAUUAUUUAAAUUAUUUGAUGACUUUUAUAAUUCAGUAUGCGGAUUAUCACUUGCCCCUUAUCAUGUCUAUAAUGACCGUGUUAGGAAAAGGUUCCAUUUUAGAUCCUAAAAGAAUCGGCACAAGCAAGAAACGUUUCAAGCGUACAUGUCAUUCCAGAUGUGUAGAUAGACGAAGAGGAGCAUUGUGCAAAAUGGUAUCUCAAGGUAUAACAUCGAAAAAAAUGGAAUAUGAGAAAAGAUACAAGAAAGGCUACUACAGUAGUAACACACACUGGAGAACCAAAAAAAAAAGAAUAAAAAAACACAGAGGUAAAAAAGAAAGGAGAAGGAAAUUAAAAAAGGAAAUAAUCCUUGAUGUUAGUACAGUUCGAGCAUACGAACUUCAGCAUAAUGUUCAUAAAUUAAGGAAAAAGAAAAAUUACUUGAAAAAUGUCAAAAAGAUAUAUAAUUAUUAUGUUAGACAGAACCAAAAUAACAAGGAUGAUGAUAUAUAUAUGGAUAACUACAAUAACAACGGUGAAGAUCUAAUUUCAACUGCAGAUAUGAACAUUAUUGGAGGUGAUAAAAAGGCAUUCUUGACAGAAUAUGUUAAGAAAAGAAUAUCAUUAAACAAGAUACUGUUGCAGAAAAUGAUGCACAUGAAUCAGUUGCACGCAAACAUUGCUGUAAAUAAAAUUCUGUGCAAAAUUUUAAAUAAAUUUGAAAAAAAGAGUGCAAAGUCAUCAGCCCGCCGACAUAGUAACGACGAUGCCUUGCUUCUGUACAAUAAUUGCUACUACUUAUUGUAUAACCUCUGA